UCUUCAAUUCAACUAUCACAUACAUAACAUGAGAUGAUCCUAUUCUAAUUAAUUACCAAUCUAAGACUUCUUACCAUAGAAAACCUAUGAGCCAACAACUACCCUCAACCAUCACAUUAAUUACCAGCAAAUCCAUCACCUACACGUUAGGACUACAAUGGUAAGCGUCGAGGAUAGUAGGGUCAUUUUACCUGCAAAUGGCCACAGUUGUGCUCCUGUCUUCCCCCUUCUUAAGCUCUCGAUUCACCCUCGUUUUCGAGACCAUAUCGCCUGGUCUCCGGCGCCAGCGGAGGACGCGCACUGACCACCGUCGCCGAUGGACGUCAUCGGAAUUGAGAAGGCAGUUUCCAGCCGCCUCGGUUGCAGUGGCGGCCUGGCCGGAGGAGGGUGGAGGACUCUGGUCCUUCUUGUCGUUGCCAUCGUCACGUCCGCUGCGGCGCUCUUCGCGUCCUUCUCCUCCUCUACUGGCCGCGUCUCCAUCUGGUUCUCGGUCCCUUUCCCUGUUCUCUCCUUCUACGGUGACGUCGGGUCCAAUUCCUCCACGUCGUGGCCUACUCUUCCACUCUCGCAUGCUCCUCCGCCGCUUGCUCGUCCUCUUCUGCCUCUCGGUCCUUCUUCGUCCCCUGUUGCAGCUGCACCACCUUCUCCGUCUCCGACUGCAUCGUUCGUCGCCUCGGAGACGCCGCCUUCCUCUGCACAUUCUCCUCCUCCUGAUACCGGUGGAACGGCGACGCCUUCUCCUACAGAGCCUGUGAACAACUCCAUCAACGAAGCUGUCACCAUCAAUCCGCCUUCUUCUCCAAGUGAGAUUUCUAAUGCUGCAGAAGUCAAGGUGCCGACUUCCUUGCGAGAGACGGAACUGCAGCUCAUACAAGCCAAGAGAGAGAUUGCUGAUGCACCAAUGAUUUCGAAUGACUCAGAUCUUUAUCCUCCAUUGUUCCUCAACUUUUCAGUCUUCAAGAGGAGCUACGAGCUGAUGGAGAGAAUUCUGAAGGUGUACGUCUACGAGGAUGGAAACCGACCCCUUUGCCACACACCUGUGCUCGGCGGCAUUUACGCCUCCGAAGGAUGGUUCAUGAAGCUGAUGCAGGAAAACCAGCAGUUCGUGGUGAACGACCCCGAGAAGGCCCACCUGUUCUAUCUCCCAUAUAGCUCGCUCCAGCUUAGAACUCAUCUUUACGUCCCCGACUCGCAUAGUUUGCAGCCCAUAUCCAUCUUUCAAAGGGACUACGUGAACUCGAUCUCUGCUAAGUAUCCAUUCUGGAACAGGACGAAAGGAGCAGAUCAUUUCCUCGUUGCCUGCCAUGACUGGGCACCUUACACCACCAAGCUUCACAACGAGCUGCGAGAGAACACGAUCAAAGCAGUGUGCAACGCAGAUGCUUCCGAGGGGAUCUUCGUCCCCGGAAGAGACGUCUCCCUUCCUGAGACGCACAUCAGAACGCCCAAAAGGCCAGACAGCGACAUUGGAGGAAGACCUGCGUCCGAGAGGGCUAUUCUGGCGUUCUUCGCAGGACAAAUGCACGGCCGCGUCAGACCGAUCCUGGUCGGACAAUGGCGGGGGAGAGACAAGGACAUGAGGAUAUACGAAGCUCUGCCGGCGGACGUCGCAAGAAAGAUGUCGUACGCCGAACACAUGAGGUCGAGCAAGUACUGCAUCUGCCCCAUGGGGUACGAGGUGAACAGCCCGAGGAUCGUGGAGGCCAUCCAUUACGAGUGCGUGCCGGUGAUCAUAGCCGACAACUUCGUGCUGCCGUUCCAAGAGGUGCUCGACUGGAGCGCGUUCUCCGUGGUGGUGGCGGAGAAGGACAUACCGAGGUUGAAGGAGAUACUGCUAGGAAUCGGUGAAGAGCGGUACAUGACGAUGCAGAUGAACGUGAAGAGGUUGCAGAAGCAUUUUGUGUGGCAUGGGAGGCCGAGAAAGUACGAUCUGUUUCACAUGAUACUGCACUCCAUUUGGUAUAAUAGACUGAACCAAAUCCCCGUCCAAUAACAUUACAUACCAUUCGUUUCAUCCUUAUAUAUAGUUACUGUAAUAUAUGUUACAAUUCAUUGAA
Musa acuminata AAA Group (dessert banana) is the source of this 2057-nucleotide messenger RNA. RefSeq names its product probable glycosyltransferase At5g03795. Lineage: Eukaryota; Viridiplantae; Streptophyta; Magnoliopsida; Zingiberales; Musaceae. The record is from RefSeq and is a predicted model, not a curated record. Gene Ontology annotation, molecular function: glycosyltransferase activity. The transcript is spliced from 6 exons. Bases 317 to 1993 code for a protein of 558 amino acids.